Molecule: messenger RNA, 5698 nt
Organism: Puntigrus tetrazona (Sumatra barb)
Lineage: Eukaryota; Metazoa; Chordata; Actinopteri; Cypriniformes; Cyprinidae
Gene: sez6b
Product: seizure related 6 homolog b
Exons: 20
Coding region: 322-3435 (1037 amino acids)
Biological process (GO): synapse maturation; regulation of dendrite development
Cellular component (GO): neuronal cell body; endoplasmic reticulum; dendritic spine
Source: RefSeq, a predicted model, not a curated record
GCUCGAGCCAUUUAAUCGAGGGCACUAUUAGAUUAUGUACGGUACAAACUUUGCGCGAAGCCUGAAGUUGUUCCAGUUGCCGACGCUAGGAGCUGUCCGCGGUGCUGAAACGGCUCGACUCAGUCUGAGAGGUGCUGACAGAAAUUGAACAUUCUCUGGCUCUCCUCCGUUCACAAUUACAAACCCGAGCAGAGCUCCCCGUCUCGCGCGGCGACCUUGUUCCUCGCGGCGCCGAACGUUUGCCUCCUGCUCCUCUUUAAUUAUUCGGAAAGUCUUUUAAUGCGAGGACGUAUUCUGUGAUAGGAGCCCACUGCCGCGAGCAUGAACUCGACAAGAAAUUACAAACCAAACAUGGUCAUUCUGAUUGUGGCCGUAUUUUCCAGCGUGUGGAUGGCACGAGGGCAAGCAGGUUCUUAUAUGGAUGGGAGGUUAGCAGUCACCCAAAGAGGAGGUCAGGUGGAAGCAGAGGACGGGUCCAAUCCAUAUCACACCACACAGGACACAGACAGAGACCUUCCGCUCUUCACGACGGCUCCCCCUUACAGUGGUCUCGACCACCAUCCGCCUUUUAAGUCCUACCGGCCUUACGACCCCCGGGGCCAAAGUCACGAGCAGUAUUUUCAAGACAGCGGAGGGGCAGCUCACCAUCCCACAAUGCCAUCAUCCAAUUCUCAUCUCUUUCAGGAUCCGUCCACACAGCUGGUUCCACACGAGGACGCACCUCCAUUCUCUGAUGUAGCAGCACCCAGAACCACCACACUGGCUCCAUCAGCCGCAGCCCUCACCCAGCCACACGUGCCCAACAUCCAACACAAACCCUCAGCAGAAACGCAGAGGAGAAACACAGAAGAACCACCCCUGACCAUAGCGUCAAUGACCACCACUGAUGUGCACACAUCUGCACCACCUUCUUCCAUACAGACAGAGAGAGGCGAUGUCACUCCGACCUUAAACAACGAGCCCAGAGAUGCAACGAUCUCGGUGAAAAGAGACAAAGAAAAGUCUUCCGAAAAGGCGGAAAAUGGCACUCCAGGAAGUGAUGUUGCUGUAAAAGCAUCAUCAGUGUCUGGGGAUCUGGAUGAUGAGACCACCACCUCCACCAUCAUCACUACAACGGUUAUUACAACCAUGCAGACGCCAGCUCCGUGCAGCACCAAUUUCACAUCGCCGGGAGGCUACAUAGAGACACCGCAGCAAGCCAGGAGUUGGUACAAUACGGAUGUGGACUGCACAUACACCGUGACAGUCUACAUGGGCUAUGGGGUGGAAAUUCAGGUGAUGAACGUGAGCCUGGCUGAGGGCGACGUGGUCAGAUUUGAAGACCUGGGCGGCCGAGAGCCUUCCGUGCUGGCCAACGAGUCCAUCUUGCUGAAAGGUCUGGUGGUACGCAGCUGGAGCAACCAAAUCUCCAUCCACUUCCGCAGCCGGCAGCCGCAGUCCAGCUCCUUGCUGCUACGUUACCAAGCAUUUGUGUUGAGUUGCAACUUUCCUGAUAGACCAGCAUAUGGGGACGUGUCUGUCACAAGUCUGCAUGCAGGGGGAGAGGCCUAUUUCUACUGCUUCAAUGGAUACCAACUCCAGGGUCCCUCCACCCUCACGUGUCGCAAUGCCACCACACCCUACUGGAGCGGCAAAGUGCCCCGCUGUCUUGUGGCCUGUGGUGGAAUGGUGAAGAACGCGACUCUGGGCCGCAUCGUGUCCCCUGGUUUCCCUGGCAACUACAGCAACAACCUGACCUGCCACUGGGUCCUGGAGACCCCUGAGGGUCAACGGCUGCACGUGCACUUUGAGAAGGUGGCCCUCGCAGAAGACGAUGACAGGUUCCUGAUUAAAAACGGCAAUCACAUCGAUUCUCCGAUUUUGUAUGACUCGUACGAGGUGGAAUACCUUCCUAACGAGGGAAUCGUUAGUUCCGCCAGACAUCUUUUUGUGGAGUUUACGACGGAUGGUUUCGGUACCAACACGGGAGUAGCCAUCAGAUAUGAAGCUUUUGCAGCGGGGCACUGCUACGAGCCAUUCGUCAAGUACGGCAACUUCACCGCCACUGACAGCACCUACGCUGUGGGCACGGUCGUGGAGUUCACCUGUGACCCCGGAUACACCCUGGAGCAGGGCUCUGUUAUCAUCGAGUGCAUGGAUCCCAGCAACCCUCAAUGGAAUGAGACUGAGCCCGCCUGCAGAGCGGUUUGCAGUGGAGAGAUCACAGAUUCAGCUGGGGUGGUGUUGUCUCCAAACUGGCCUGAGGCCUAUGAUAAGGGUCAGGACUGCAUCUGGGGGAUCCAUGUUGAAGAAGACAAGAGGAUCAUGCUGGACAUCCAAGUUCUCCACAUGGGGAAGAACGACCUGCUGACUUUUUACGAUGGAGAUGACCUGACGGCAAAGAUACUGGGCCAGUACAGCGGUUCCCGUCCUCGCUUCAAACUCUACACCUCCAUGGCUGAUGUGACCAUCCAGUUCCAGUCGGACCCUGCUACCAACAUCUACGGCUACAACAACGGUUUUGUGGUGCACUUUUUCGAGGUUCCCCGUAACGACACCUGUCCAGAGCUUCCGGAGAUCUCCAACGGCUGGAAGACCACAUCUCACCCUGACCUGGUGCAUGGCACAGUGGUGACCUAUCAGUGUUACCCAGGCUUUGAAGUGGUCGGCACCGAAAUGCUCAUGUGUCAGUGGGACCUGACCUGGAGCGGAGACUUGCCUAGCUGUGAAAGAGUCCUGUCAUGCCCAGACCCAGGCACGGUGGAGCACAGUCGCAGAGUGAUGUCCGGCCCGCGUCUCAUCGUGGGCUCUACUGUCCAGUACAUCUGUAACAAAGGCUACUCGCUGUCAGGAAACAGCCUGCUCUCCUGCUACCACCGUGACUCCACCGGCCCCAAGUGGAGCGAGAAACUGCCCAAAUGCAUUCCUGAUUCGUACGAGCCGUGCAGGAACCCCGGCACUCCUCCCUAUACCAUUCAGAGCUCAGAGAAGCACGUGUAUCAGGCUGGAGAAACUGUGCGCUUCUCCUGCAUGAGUGGGUAUGAGCUCCAGGGUGAGCCUGUUCUCCGCUGUGUCCCCGGGCACCCUUCCAAAUGGAGCCACCCACCCCCGCUGUGCAAAGCGGUAACACUGGAGUACGUAGAUGAACGCAGGCUGGAUGUGGCCAGUGCAGACUUCAGUAUGGAGGGAGCCAGUGUGGCUGUUUCCAUUUUUAUCCCAGUGGCCGUAAUCAUAAUUAUCAUCAUGUCAAUAUAUUUCUACUUUUCAAGAGUGCAAGGCAAGUCUCUACGUCUCUCCAUGUCCACAUCACCACAAUACGAUCACAUCAGAGGAGAGUCAGCUUUUGAAAACCCCAUCUACGAGACUGCAAACAAUGAGAGACCUAUGAUUCAAAGCAGCCACCAGAGGUACUCUCUAGGAUUCUGUUGUAAAGAAAGAGCCUGUAAGGAGAGUUGAUCAAUGGAAUAGCAUCACAUGGACAAGGCAGAGAAGGAUACGAGAGAAUAUGAAGUCUCCAUUUAAGCUUGUUUUAGCAUGGAGGACCGGAGGCCUUUCUCUGCCUUGUGGAAGAUCUCUCAGUUCCUUUCACAUCUUGUGUAGCCAACUCUGCUCUUAAUCUCACCUACCUGCUCAUCUUUUGCCAUCCGCUGUAAAUAUCACCUUGCUUCUGAGGACUUCCGCAAGCGAAGAGUGUGGACAACAUGAUAUUAUUUUUGUAGAGCUUCAAUAGCCAUGGCCUAGCAGAAUUGCUUGUACAGUUUUUACCCGUAAUUGAGCCAAAUUAAGGAAUUUUAAAAAAGGACUGAUGAUAGGGGAGUCCGUGUUAUUUAGGAAAUUGAUGUCUCUUUAAACAGUUUUUUUUUUAAGUGUCACCUCCUCCCCCCUCCUUCUCUAAAAAAAUCACAUUUAAAGUUGCAUUGUGAGAUUUAAAUAAAUCACAAGUACAGGAAAUGGUUAGAAGUAAAAAAUCACACAAAAAUAUAAAGUAAUUAAACAAAACACAAAUAAAGUUACAUUUACCUAUUAAUUUCUGUUUGAAAUGGGUUUCCGUAGCGAUGACAAACUACUAUUUAUUUAUAUAAGGUUUGGAGUCUGUAAGAUUUUUUUGUCAUGUUUUUAAAACACUUUUAAUGCUUACCAACACUGUAUUUAUUUGUUUUGUUUUUUUAAAUAAUAUUUUAAAAUAUUGUGUUUUCUAUUUGAAUAUAAUAUAAUUUUUAUUUAUUUGUGUAAUAGUAAAGCUGAAUUUUCAGCAUGCUUUACUCUAAUAUUCACUGUCACAUGAUCUUUCAGUUCAUUUUUAUGUGCUGAUCAGAUACUCAAGAAACUCUUUUUUUUAUUACUAUCAAUGCAGUUGUGCUGCUCAUAUAUUGUGGAAAGCUUGAUAAUUUGAUGAAUAGGAUGUUCAAAGGAACAGCAUUUAUUUGCAAUAAAGUUUUUCAACAACGUUUAAUGCGUCCUUUCUGAAUAAAUGUAUUAUUAUUUUGUUUUUAAUCUGACUGACUCCAAACUGUUAGUUUAUCCAAAUGAGCUAGUCACAAAUGUAAUCAUAACAUUUCACACUUAAACACCUCCACGCGGGGAAAAAUAAACAUUCUUUAAAACAAUUGUAUAAAACUCAGCAACCAUUGAACGUCAUUUUUUAGUAUUAUUAUUAUUAUUUGAAUUUUCCACAACACGAAAAUUAAAUGUGCUACUUACAAAAGCUGUGAUUGAAAAACAUUCAAAUAAAAUCUGCCAGUUUCACAAAGCAUAGUAUUUUUUGCAUGGAAGCUGGAACUCAAGCCUUUGUGUUAACCGUACUUACGACUCGCCUGUGUGUACAGUCAAACAAAAGACUGCUGGGAAAGUAACCUCUGUCUGUGUUAAAUUUCAGCUUCGGUUGAUUUAGCCAAAAGUUAAAAUCUAUGUACAGAAAGUUCUUGUAAAUCAUCCCACCUUUACUGAUCAAUUGGCUGUAAUUUUUGGUUUCAGUUUAUUUUUGUAUGUUUUUAUACAUAUUAUGGAGCAAAAUAACAACUGACUGUACUCUUUCAGCAGGCACUCUUAAUAUAUAAAUAUCUAAGAAUGUACAUAAACUUUGUAUUAGAUAUGGCUUAAAUGUAUGUAUAUAUGAGGUUUAUCUAUUAUAGAAUAGAUCUUUGUUCAUCAUUUCACACCGUCUGUUAAUACCAAUGAUAUGGAUCAUCUAAAACGGUUAUGUACUUGGUCCCCAUAUGAAUGUCGUCUGUAUUGAUUGAAAUAAUGUCAUUUCAAUGUAACUAGCAAAAGCUGCCAAAAACAUCACAAUUGGUCACAUGACAGACUUGCAUCGUGAGUGUAUGUUUCAGUGUUUCGCUGUCUCCGAAUAAACAUCAGAGUUUGGGAAGCUAAAAAAUAACAUUUUCGGAAUUCAAGGAACUUUAUUCAGAGCAACAUCAAAAACUCUGAUAAAAUUACAGGCAUUACAUUAAUACGAAAUUAUCCAAAGCGACUUAAGUAAUAAGUGCUGUAACAGACAUCACACGACAUUGUAGUUUGAGUUUUUUUAUUUUAUUAAUGUGUUUAUUUUUUUGAGGGCACCUGCAGAAGGCAUCUGUCUUAAAGUUCGCCAGGGUCUUGGCGGUUUGGGGUUAUCAUGGCCCAAAAUGUUAUAUUUUUACUUUGUUGUACUGUACUGUAAUUAUUUACCACAACAUUGUCACGGCAUAUCUUCAAUUAAAAAUGAUAUUCCAUCGGA